GAUGAGCUGAGAAGAGAUCCCUCGCCCGUAAGGGGGCGCCCUUUGAACCAUUAGAUUAUGUGUUUUUUACUGUAAAGCAAAUUCGAAUCUGAUUGCAGAAAAGCGCCCCUUCAAGGCUUAAGGUUAGCACGGGUGACGAAGCCCUUAUUAGCUGCAACAGAACUAGCAAUCGAUCCAAAUCUGAGACGUCUUUCUGUGCUUCUGGCUCCAAUAAAAUUUCAUCUCUCUUGGGGAUCGAAAGCAAUAAAAUUUCCUUCCUUUCUCAUAAAUCUGAAGACAAGACUAGCGAGAGAGAUGGCUAAUUUUAGGAGUACAAGAUGCCAACUUUUCUGUGCAUUUCAGUUGCUUUUGUUGCUGCAAACCCAAGUCACUUGCUACCGAUACAAGGUGGGAGACUUGGAUGCUUGGGGAGUACCCACUUCAGCAAAUCGUCAUGUCUACACCAACUGGUCCAACAAACAUCAGUUUAGAGCUGGAGACUCUCUCUGGUUCCUCUACCCACCUAGUCAAGAUUCUGUGAUUCAAGUAACAGAGGAAGCCUUCAAUACCUGCAAUCUCAAAGAUCCCAUCUUGUACAUGAACGAUGGAAACUCGCUAUUUAAUAUAACUUCUCCGGGUAAACUGUACUUCACCAGUGGAGUACCCGGGCACUGCGAGAAAUUGCAGAAGCUCGAAAUUUCCGUGCUUUUCGCAAAUGGAUCUGCAUUGCCUCCCAGUUACGACACAAGUGCAUUGCCUGCAACCUCUCCUGCUUAUCCUACAGUCUUUGGAUCUAUCCCAGCAGCUUCUUCUGCGGCAUUGCCAUUGCAAAGCUUUUCUGCCUCCAUUGCAGCUGGCGUCGGAUUGGCGAUUGCAUUAAUCUGUGGCGGCAUGUAGAGAGGGGAAAUACUUGAGAGUCAAGUCAAUCAAGGAUACCCAGAUCUGAUUGUGCAAUCUGAGUUCUUAUUACUCUGAAGAUGAGAAAAAAAUGAGAAUGGUAUAUCUCCUUUUUGUUUCUCUUUCCGACCGUAUUCUUUUUCUAGUACUGUAUAUUAUCAACGGAAGUGCUGAAAACUUCCUUAGGUUGUCUGUUUGUAAGGGAUUUCAAUUCUCAUUAUUCUUUCAAAAGCUCUAGUUCUAAGGGAAUAAUAAGAUGUUCUUUCUGGGAGUCUAUGAGAUGGUA
Nelumbo nucifera (sacred lotus) is the source of this 1162-nucleotide messenger RNA. It is a transcript of the gene ENODL8, whose product is annotated as early nodulin-like protein 8. Gene Ontology annotation, molecular function: electron transfer activity. The record is from RefSeq and is a predicted model, not a curated record. Gene Ontology annotation, cellular component: plasma membrane. NCBI's taxonomy places the organism in Eukaryota, Viridiplantae, Streptophyta, Magnoliopsida, Proteales, Nelumbonaceae.